AACAGCGAUAACAACCAACAACCAACAACAACAACCAAACAACAACUCAAAAGAAUCACACAAAUCCAAAGACAGCCCACGAAUGCAGCCAACAUUGCCACAAGCCGCUGGGACAGCCGAUAUGGAUCUGACGGCUGUUCAAUCAAUCAACGAUUGGUUUAUCAAAAAGGAGCAAAUUUAUUUAUUGGCACAAUUUUGGCAACAGCGCGCUACACUAGCCGAGAAGGAAGUGAACACACUCAAGGAACAACUAUCCACAGGCACGCCAGGCAGCAACAGCGAUAACAGCAACAGCGACAACAGCAAUACAACAACAGCAGCAGCGGCAGCGGCAGCGGCAUUGGCCAGCGGCGAAGAGGAAGCCACUGGAAACAGCGAAAGUGAGAGCGACAAGCUGCUGAAUAGCUCGAUUGUUGCAGCGGCCAUAACGCUGCAACAGAACGGCGGCAAUCUGCUAGCCAACACAAAUACACCGUCGCCAUCGCCGCCGUUGCUGAGUGCCGAGCAGCAGCAACAGUUGCAGAGCAGCCUGCAGAACGGCGUCGGUGGCGCUUGUUUAAAUCCCAAGCUCUUCUUCAAUCACGCACAGCAAAUGAUGAUGGAAGCGGCAGCGGCUGCUGCGGCGGCAGCAGCUGCAGCGGCAGCACAACAACAGCAGCAACAAUCGCCCAUGCACUCGCCCGUUGCUGCAACAAACAAUACGCAAGCAGCAGCAGCAGCAGCAGCAGCAGCUGCAGCAACUGCAACAACAGCAGGCGUAACACAGCAGCAAUCAGCACGCGAUCUUGCUGAGGCAACAGCAAGUAGCAAUUGCAUCGACGACGAUGGCGAGGACGAUGACGAGGAGGAUGCUUCGAUGCAAUCAAAUGUGGCGCAUGCCGAUGGUGAUCUAGACGAUGAUGAUAUGGAGUUGGAGCCGGAGCAUGUUGCUGAUGGUGGUAGUGUUGCUGCCGCUAAGUCAUUGGCAAGAACUGAUAGCAUUGGCGAUGCGAAUGCAACACAUAAUGUUGAUGAUGGUCAUCAUCGUGGUGAUGAUGAUGAUGACGAUGUUGCCGAUGUGGCUACCGAUGAGCAUGAGGAUGACGAGGAAGCUAGUUUAAAUAUUAGCAAUAAUCACAACAACAACAAUAAUAACAGCAACAAUACUGAUAGAAACAAUAGCUGUAGUCGAAAGAGCAACAACAGUGAGGCGCAACAUGUUGCACUGCGUGAUAAUAAUGUAAAUGAGCAACAUGUGGCACAUUGCGCUGAGGACGACGAUUGCACCAAUAACAAUACUAACACCAACAACAACAACAACAACACCAACAGCAACAGCAAUGAGAAGCGCAAAAAGCGCAAUGCAAGCAACAACAACAACAACAAUAACAACAACAACAAUCAGCCCGCUGUUCUAUUAGCUGCCAAAGACAAAGAGAUUAAAGCACUUUUGGAUGAGUUGCAACGCCUGCGUGGCCUGGAACAAACUCACCUUGUACAAAUCCAAAGGCUCGAAGAGCAUUUGGAGGUGAAGCGACAGCACAUAAUGCGUUUGGAGGCACGUUUGGAUAAGCAGCAGAUAAAUGAGGCACUUGCCGAGGCAACUGCAUUGGCUGCCGCUGUUAAUGCGGCUGCGACAAACAAUAACAACAACAACAACAACAACAAUAGCAGCAGCAACAACAACAAUAACAACAACAAUAAUCACAGUAGCCAGGCCAGCGAAAACAACAACGACGAGUUGAGCGCGGUUUUUAAAUCAACAGAUCUAACAUCUACCCAUCAGCACAAUGACGAUGAAGACGAUGAUGAUGAUAAUGAUAACGAUAAUGAUAAUGAUAACCAUGCUGAGCUGCGCGAUGAUGGCGAUGAUGAUGAGGAGGACACGGAUAUGGCCAACGAGCAGCAGCAUGCUGCCAUUGGCAACAAUCGGCACAACGACGAUAACGAAAAGGAUGAGGACGAUGAGCAGGAUGCCGAUCUAUCCAAUGCCACAGCCACAGCGGACAGCAAUGAGCUGAAAAUCAAAAAGGAACAGCACAGUCCACUGGAUUUGAAUGUGCUUAGCCCACAUUCGGCGAUUGCCACAGCUGCCGCGGCCGCAGCAGCCGCUGCCUGCGCCAACGAUCCGAACAAAUUCCAAGCUUUGCUCCUGGAACGCACCAAAGCGCUGGCCGCCGAGGCUCUCAAGAAUGGCGCCAGCGAGACAGCGAAUGCAAGCAGUGAUGAAAUGCCGCAACAACAAGCAGCAGACGCAGCAACAGCCGCUAAUCAAGUAACAGUAGAAGAUGAUGCAGAUGAAGAUGAAGAUGCAGAUGAAGAUGCAGAUGAAGAUGAAGCACAAGAAGCACAAGAAGCAGCAAGAGCAGCAGCCACAUCCCAAUCCAAAUCAGAAACAAUCACAAAUGCAACGGAAAAGCCUGAAAAUGAUGCAUUGACCGAGGCCAACUUGCAGCCCAAAAUCGAAAUCAUUGACACAGACGAUGCUGAUGGGGGGCCCGGCACUGAGAUUGCCGCUGGCCAAACACUGGAAGAGCAGCUGGUCAAUAGCUAUUGGAGGCGCGGCUUUGAAACAUCAACAGUAGCAGCAACAGCAGCAGCAGCAGCAACGACAACAGCUGCAGCAGCCACUGGGAGCAAAACGCCAACAAUUUAUCAAAAUGCCAAUGUGGUGCAGCAGCAACUGUUGCCGCCACCGCCGCCGCCGCUGCCGCCGUCACAACAGCAGCAGCAGCAGCAGCAGCACUUUUCUGCACAGCAACAACAACAACAACAACAACAACAAUAUCACCAACAGCAACAACAACAACAACAACAGCAGCAGCAACAUGGACCCUCGUCCACAGUGCUACUAAGUCAAUUGGUUAACUCAACUUUCUUACAUGCCAAUCACUCCUCUUGUUCCAAUUCCAAAUCCACACGCCUAGAUGCCGCAUCCCACCACCAACACCAGCAGCAUCAGCCACAGCAGAACAGCAGCAAUAGCAGCAACAGCAGUUCAGCAACCGGCAGCGAUCCACUGAAUCCACAUCAUCAUCAUGCGCACCACCAUGGCCAUCCACAUGGACAGCUGUUGCAUGCAGCACAUCAUCUGCAUCACGGCGCCGACUCGAACUCAUCCAGCGCCAAUAGCACACCCAACAGCACCGCCCAGCUGGCGGCCAGCAUUGCCAGCACGCUGAAUGGCAACAAGUCACUGUUGCAGGCAGCGGCCGCUGCCAAUGUGGCAGCUGUUGCUGCCGUUGCCGAGGAUAACAACAACAGCCUGACACCAAAUGCGAAUGCGGCUGUCGCCGCUGCAGCAAUGGCUGCCCAUGCACAGCACGCGGCCGCAUUGGGUGCACCCAGUUUUCUGCCCAAUUUGCCCAGCCUGCCGGCGUUUCAAUUUGCGGCCGCCGCUGCCGCUGGCCAGGAUCCUCGAGCACAACACUUUCGCUUCGCGGAUGCCGAACUGCAAAUGCAGCCGGGCGUCUCGAUGGCCGGUCGAUUGGGUGAAUCGCUAAUACCCAAAGGUGAUCCCAUGGAGGCCAAACUGCAGGAGAUGCUGCGCUACAACAUGGACAAGUAUGCGAACCAGGCGCUCGACACACUGCACAUCUCGCGACGCGUACGGGAACUGCUCUCCGUGCAUAAUAUCGGGCAGCGGCUGUUUGCCAAAUAUAUUUUGGGACUGUCGCAGGGCACCGUCUCCGAGCUGCUGAGCAAGCCAAAGCCCUGGGAUAAGCUAACCGAGAAGGGUCGUGACAGUUACCGCAAGAUGCACGCCUGGGCCUGUGAUGAUAGUGCCGUCAUGCUCCUCAAGUCCCUCAUCCCCAAGAAAGAUUCGGGAUUGCCACAGUAUGCUGGUCGCGGCGCUGGUGGCGAUGAUUCCAUGUCCGAGGAUCGCCUUGCACACAUACUCAGCGAGGCCUCGUCCCUGAUGAAGAGCAGCGCUGUCGCCGCACAGCAGCAGGAGCAUCAGCGUCGCCAUGUCGUCGACGAUACGCACAGCAACGAGGAUAGCAAAUCGCCACCGCAGAGCUGCAGCUCCCCCUUCUACAAGGACCAGCAGAUUAAGCAUCUGCAGCCGCAGCAGCAGCAACAGCUGCAGCAUGCCACCGAGCAUGCACAGCGCGAACAGCGCGAAGCGGCCGCCGCCGUUGUUGCCGUACACCAGCAGCAGCAGCAGCAGCAGCGGGAGCAGCGCGAACAGCGCGAGGCCGCCCAGCGUGAGCAGCAGCAGCGCAUUCGUCACGACGAACUGGGACCGGACAAGAUGGCGCGUCUCUAUCAGGAGCUAAUGACGCGCACGCCACGUGAAGCGGCCUUCCCAAGCUUUUUGUUGACGCCGUUCUUUGGCGGAGCCGCUGGCAUGCCUGGAGCAACCGCCAAUCCAUUCCCCACAGCAAUGGCCGCCGACGAGAAUAUGCGUCAUGUGAUCGAACGUGAGAUAGCCAAGCUGCAACAGCAGCAGGCAGCCAAUUUUCCCAACUUUUCAAGUUUGAUGGCACUGCAGCAGCAGGUGCUGAACGGUGCGCAGGAUCUAUCGCUGGCAAACAAGGAUAUCAAGUUAAAUGGACAGCGCUCAUCGCUCGACCAGCACAGUGGCGGCAGCAGCAGCUGCUCCAAGGAUGGCGAACGUGGCGACGAUAACGACAGAAGCUAUCCAUCGCUGUCGCACGCGGCUCGCAAAUCGGAGGGUGGCAACACACCAGCACCGCCCGCACCAUCACUAACACAGACAUCGGCGGGCAGUGGCAGCAAUUCAAAUGCAGCCAACUCAACGGUUGCCAGCGGUCAUGGCAGCAACUCGGCGGCACCCAGUCCGCUGAGCAACUCAAUACUGCCGCCAGCGCUGAGCAAUCAGAGUGAGGAGUUUGCGGCGACGGCGAGUCCACUGCAGCGUAUGGCAUCGAUUACCAAUUCCCUGAUUACACAGCCGCCUGUGACGCCGCAUCAUUCGCAGCCGCAGCGGCCAACGAAGGCGGUGCUGCCACCAAUCACCCAGCAACAGUUCGAUAUGUUCAACAAUCUGAACACCGAGGAUAUUGUGAGGCGUGUGAAGGAGGCUCUCUCCCAGUACAGCAUCUCGCAGCGUUUAUUCGGUGAGUCUGUGUUGGGAUUGUCGCAGGGUUCCGUUUCGGAUUUGUUGGCACGACCCAAGCCUUGGCAUAUGCUGACCCAGAAGGGUCGCGAGCCGUUCAUACGCAUGAAGAUGUUCCUCGAGGAUGACAAUGCGGUGCAUAAACUGGUCGCCAGUCAGUAUAAGAUUGCGCCUGAGAAACUGAUGCGCACGGGCAGCUACAGCGGCAGCCCCCAGAUGCCCCAAGGAUUGGCCAAUAAAAUGCAGGCGACGCUGCCCAUGCAAAAGAUGAUGAACGAGCUGAAGCUGCAGGAGCCGGCGCAGGCGCAACACAUCAUGCAACAGAUGCAAGCAGCCGCCGCAAUGUCGGCAGCAAUGCAACAGCAACAGCAGGCAGCUGCCGCUCAAGCUGCUGCCGUACAACAGGCGCAGGCACAGGCUCAAGCUCAGGCCAGCCAGCACCAGCAGGCGCAGCAUCAACAGCAACAGCAUCAACAGGUGCAUCAGCAUCAGCAGGCCCAACAGCAGGCGCAGGCGCAGGCACAGGCACAAGCGCAGGCGCAGUUGCUGCAUCAUCAGAAUAUGUUGCUGACGUCGCCCGGUUUGCCGCCGCAACACGCAAUCAGUCUGCCGGCAGCAGUCACCCCAAGUGGCAUCCAAUCGGUUGCAGGCAAUCCAACGGUAGCGGGCAGCACUCCGGGCAGCAACGAGAAGAAGCCAAUGAUGAUGCCGGUGCUGGGUGGUGCCCACGCACCAAAUGCAAUGCGCAGUCUGCAUCAGCAUAUGUCGCCCACGGUUUACGAGAUGGCCGCACUCACCCAAGAUCUGGACACGCACGAUAUAACAACGAAAAUUAAGGAGGCUCUGCUCGCCAACAAUAUUGGCCAGAAGAUCUUUGGCGAGGCGGUGCUGGGUCUGUCGCAGGGCUCCGUCUCGGAGCUGCUCAGCAAACCGAAGCCGUGGCACAUGCUCUCGAUCAAGGGUCGUGAACCGUUCAUUCGCAUGCAGCUGUGGCUGAGCGAUGCCAACAAUGUGGAGCGUCUGCAGCUGCUGAAGAACGAGCGGAGGGAGGCGAGCAAGCGGCGACGCAGCACUGGCCCCAACCAGCAGGACAACAGCAGCGAUACGUCCAGCAAUGAUACGAAUGAUUUCUAUACGAGCAGCCCGGGACCGGGCUCUGUCGGUUCUUCGGUGGGCGGUGCACCGCCCAGCAAGAAGCAGCGUGUCCUCUUCUCCGAGGAGCAAAAGGAGGCGCUGCGUUUGGCAUUUGCGCUGGAUCCGUAUCCGAAUGUCGGCACCAUUGAGUUUCUGGCCAACGAGCUGAGCUUAGCGACGCGCACCAUCACCAACUGGUUCCACAAUCAUCGCAUGCGGCUCAAGCAGCAGGUACCCCAUGGCCAGCCAGGCCAGGACAAUCCCAUACCCAGUCGCGAGAACACAAAUGCAACGCCCUUCGAUCCCGUCCAGUUUCGCAUACUGCUGCAGCAGCGUCUCGUCGAGCUGCACAAGGAACGCAUGGGCUUGAGUGGUGCGCCCAUUCCCUACCCACCGUAUUUCGCUGCUGCUGCACUGCUCGGUCGCAGCCUGGCCGGCAUACCGGGUGCGGCGGCUGCUGCCGGUGCAGCGGCAGCUGCGGCUGCCGCAGUGGGUGCCGCCGGCGGCGAUGAGCUCCAGGCACUAAAUCAAGCAUUCAAGGAGCAGAUGAGCGGCUUGGAUUUAUCAAUGCCAACGCUGAAGCGCGAGCGCAGCGAUGACUAUCAGGAUGAGCUCGAGCUGGACGCCAGCGGACACAACAUGAGCGACAACGAGUCCAUCGAGGGUGGCAGCCACGAGCCGGAGCACACACCCAUCACCGAAUACGAGAAGGCGCUGCAGAAAUCGGCGCUCGCUUCGGCUGCGGCCGCUGCUGCAUAUAUGAGCAAUGCGGCGCGCAGUUCGCGUCGCAAGCCGGCGGCACCGCAGUGGGUCAAUCCGGCGGGUGCCAGCACACCGACAGCGGCUGGUGUUGUCGCGAGCAACGCUGGCGUCGACAUCGGCAGCAGCAGCAGCAGCGAGCGGAUCAUCAACGGUGUCUGCGUCAUGCAAGGCUCCGACUACAAUCGCGAUGAGAGCGACAGCAUCAAAGGUGGCGGCGGCGACUCCAAUGCUGCCGAUGCCGAGCACGACGAUCACGCCCAGCUGGAGAUUGACCAGCGUUUCAUGGAGCCCGAGGUGCGCAUCAAGCAGGAAGAGGACGACGAGGACGAACAAGCCCAGCAGCAGCAAAAGCAGCAGUUAGACGAUGCAACGCCUCUCGACAGCGAUGCCGAGAAGCAGCUCAACGUGAUCAAUGAGGAGAAGUUGCGUUUGGUGCGCGUGCGGCGCCUCAGCAGCAAUGGCGAUGCCGACGAGCACUGCGCUGCUGUACAGCAGGCGACGACAGCCGGUGCGGCAGCGUCGCCGGCAGCAACAUCAUGGAACUACUAAGCUUGGAACUGGAACUGCAACUGAACCGGAAACGGGAACUGGAACUGGUAACCAGCAGCUGGCGUGUGCAAUGUUGAAGACGAUUUCUUGUGAUUAAGUUUGGCAGCGGCCCCAGAAGAAAAAUCUUUAGCCACUGGCUAAUUACGUAUCUAUAUAUAAAUAUUAUAUAUACAUACACAUAAAUGAUUGAUAUA
Molecule: messenger RNA, 7701 nt
Organism: Drosophila grimshawi
Lineage: Eukaryota; Metazoa; Arthropoda; Insecta; Diptera; Drosophilidae
Gene: cut
Product: homeobox protein cut
Exons: 8
Coding region: 83-7507 (2474 amino acids)
Biological process (GO): regulation of DNA-templated transcription
Molecular function (GO): DNA binding; DNA-binding transcription factor activity, RNA polymerase II-specific
Source: RefSeq, a predicted model, not a curated record